Mesocestoides corti is the source of this 1827-nucleotide messenger RNA. The record is from the annotation of a GenBank genome assembly. NCBI's taxonomy places the organism in Eukaryota, Metazoa, Platyhelminthes, Cestoda, Cyclophyllidea, Mesocestoididae.
AUGUUUCCUAAUCAAAGUCAGUUGAUGGACUUGGCUCAGUCUCUGGACCCGCGCUGCUGCGACCUUGCGCAAAGGCGCGAGGCACUUCGACAGAUUAUCAGUCUACCCGUCCUCGACACACAGACGUGCGAAGCUUGGACCGCAGCUGCUGACACACCUACGGCUGGAAAAAACGUUUUCGAAGGGUACCCCUCCGUGUCUUCCAGCGUCGCUUCCCUGCAUUCGCCUUCUGCGUCUGUGACCGCAAAUAAUUUGUCAAAAACACUAUCCACUUAUAGCAUCCGCCUCGGCAUUUACGACGCACUCGCCGAUGAGGAUGAAGAACUUAAUCUUCUCGCAUUGAAAUUUGUAUCCAAAGCGUUCACAAGUACGCUUAGCAACGUAAAGGAGUGCUAUGUUCUCUUGGCUGACUAUUUGGAGGAAAACUUUACUGCUGAUAAGAUCACCUCACAGCCGCUAUCUCUCGGUCUGGAUAUUAACAAACCCGAAAUUUUAAAGCUACUGCGAGCUUUUUCUCUCCUUCACGAAUUUCACAAACAAUUGCCGCAUAUUUGGGUUCGAUACCCUGAGAUGCUGAUGAAAUCGCUUAUGGAUCGUUGCCUCGCGUUGAUGAUGAUUGGCUGCCUGCCCACUGGGGUCACUUUUGGAAAGUGUAUCACACCGCUACACUUGAUAUCUCUUCUUGAUCCACGGGCAGAAUGGAUUUCCGAGUGGACGUAUCUCGUGGGCGAAUGCUUCCACCGCCUAUCCACCUGCCCCUCAGCCGUCGAGACUUGUUUCGAGCUAAACUUAGAGGCUACAGCAAAAAAGAAGAAAACUUCGGUGGGACGAGCCCAGUGUCUAAAUGGUAGUGAAUGCGGCAAUAAUCAAUCAGCGAUUUCUUUACUUUCAUCACGCGUCUAUUCGUCUUUGGGCGAACUCGCGGACCUGGACGAGGUUAGUGAAAAGAAGCCUUACUAUGAGAAUAUCUGUACGUUUGCGGCGGCCUUAGCAAACAUCUGCUCAACAGCAAAAGGUCGAGCUUAUUUCAACGGUCAGAAGGCAUUGAGUCAUGCGCAGCCGAUCGCUCGAGCAAUUUCCAGGUGCUUGGAUUUGAUGGCAAAAGUAGACGCAGAAAUGAUCGCUGGAAAACGCCAGCUUACUCCGGCUAUUCAGAUAACCGCAAAAAUCAGCGCCCAUCUUUUGCAAGUGUUCAUUUCGACUUUUCUGUCGCCGGAAGGCUGGCCUUUGCGCGGCGAUCUGGAGCUGCAUUGGAGGGUGCUCGAGUCUUGGAAACUCAUGCCAUUUAAUCGCUUGAUCAGUUUGUUCCCGAAUUGGUCGGUUGUUUUGGAGGCUCUAAAGGAAGCACGAAGUGACGCCAAAUUCCGACCUAAAAGUGAAAACACGCCUCAAGCGGGACCAAAAUCUCUUCUGGAACUCAUCGACUCAGUAAUUAUGCUGGAUUCUCCAACCAAGCUAUCACAGCUCUGUCGACCGGAAGAAACUAUGGUUUUUGGUUUGCGGUUUCUGAGCAUUCUGGUAUCAUCGCUCGAUACUUUCUUGCUUCUUGAGUCAAAUUACGGUGUGAUUGCCAUGCUUCUCAAUGGACAACGUCGAAGUGCCAUGGCGCAAGACAACGCUGAUGGAACGACUGGACGGUUUUUGAUCGACGAGGGCGUUAUCGAGAGGAAUUAUCUCCUUGUUAACCUCGCACUCAUCAAACGCCGUCUCAUUCACCACUAUCGUAGCAGCCGGUCUUCGGCAAAGCGGCAACGCCCCGCACAAGUUGGGGUGUCAAAUUCUGUUCAAGCUGCCACGACUUCGAGCUCGGCUUCGGACGCUGGCUAG